AUGCUGCAAAUAAAUCAAGAUAGACCCAAUAUGGCUAACCAAUCCAUAGGAUACGCCCUUAAACGCAGAAAAGAUCGAUUUGUGGUGGAGCCAAUCGUGGGAAUCGUGAAUCCAGCUUACGAAGCCGAUCUGGGUGGAGAUAUAUCCUCAACGAGUGACCUUAAUCGAAAAUGGCGAGUAUAG
Messenger RNA from Drosophila subpulchrella, 183 nucleotides. RefSeq lists its product as uncharacterized. Bases 1 to 183 code for a protein of 60 amino acids. Lineage: Eukaryota; Metazoa; Arthropoda; Insecta; Diptera; Drosophilidae. The transcript has a single exon. The record is from RefSeq and is a predicted model, not a curated record.